Messenger RNA from Coprinopsis cinerea okayama7#130, 1615 nucleotides. RefSeq lists its product as hypothetical. NCBI's taxonomy places the organism in Eukaryota, Fungi, Basidiomycota, Agaricomycetes, Agaricales, Psathyrellaceae. The record is from RefSeq and is a predicted model, not a curated record. Bases 195 to 1400 code for a protein of 401 amino acids. The transcript has 4 exons.
CACCGACCGACGACGAGCGCCUUUGUCGUUUCGUCGACCGUUGCUCCAAUUCACCUCAUUUCUGGUUUCUUCUUGGUCUCGCUCUCUCGUUCGAGCUUCUGGAACGGUCUCGUUUCCGUAGUAAAAUCUUCCUAACAAUGGGGAAAUGGACACCUAAUUACACUGACGAUGUUCUCCACGCAAAAAUAUCUGCUAUGGUAACUGGCGCCAUCCGCAGAGCGGCUCUGGAAGACCCUUCGUCGCCGCUGAGCUACACCGACUUUGUGAACGAACUCGACACUGGCGAUAUGCUUACGACGACUCUGAUGGAUGUUCUGGUCAAAGAAGUCACAGACAGGCGGAAAAGACCAGCUGCAGAUCGCCGAUUCAUCUCUGAAAAAACCGCAAGGAGCUUACGACAGUUGACGGCUGCACUGAACAUCUACCACCACCGACCUCGCUCGACCUUCAGCAGGCGUAGGACCGCGUAUGGAGGCGUUUUGGUGGAUACAGAUGAAGAUGAGUUUGAAAACAUGCUAGAGGACUCGAAUCCAGCAGAGGGGUCCCAUAUGAGCUCAUCUGAGCUAUUUGAAGCCAUGUCUGUGUACCCCCUGGGGCGUCCAGUGCCUGGGAAUCCGUCUGCUUUCGUCGUAGACGACGGACCAGCGGGCUCAACACCCCCAUCUCUUCGUUCACCCUCAAUUGCACCCAGGACGACAGGUCCCUGGACCGUAAUUCCCGCCACCUCUACAGCCUCGAAUACCAUCCGCUCGCACUCAGCUAUCCGCCGCAAUUACCGCAGGAAUACGGAUUUCAACGAGUUCCAACGCCGACAUCGUUCUUCGAUACGCGCCUCACUCGCUGCUCAACGGGCCUCCGACGCCGCAGAAACACCGGAAUCAGUGACUGAACCACGCCCGGAUGGUUGGACGAGUCGGAUUGGGCCUCCCUCGGGAAGAAGGUAUUUUGCGCAGACAAAUCCACUUCGUCGAUUGGAGCAAAUGAGGCGACAAGCUUCAGGCGUAUCGGAGGGCACGGAUGGGACCAGUGGGGAGGACGAGACGCUAGCUUUUAUUAACAUUGAUGCCCCGACUGCUGGGCCUUCGACGUCCGCCACCGGUUGGGGAACUGGGUGGACCACUAUCGAGCCACCCGAAGUCUUUGUUUCCCCUCGGGCGAUAAUGCUGAGGGCACCUUCUAGUGACAACGAGGGCCCCUCACUUCGCCGCGGGGGUGUUUCUGCACCUGAAACGAUCCAACCUCCACCAGCUGUGGUGAUUGCUCCAGAAACCACUUCCGAGGGUCAACCAGUUCCGGUCGAGACGACUCCGUCUGUUGAAGGACCGCCACCAUUGGCUCCUCUUGGGGAACCUGCGGCUUAUCCAACUCCGGGAUCUGUCGAAAAUGAGCACUUGACUUAGAUGAGAAGAUACGCUAUAGCAUCGAAUUGUAUUUAAUACAACCACUGGGGCUGCCGAGAUUUCGGUUAUCUAUGUAGUAGUUACUUGUCUCUUCGAUUAACGUUCAACAACAUUGGUUUCCCUCUUUGCGUUACCUGUGUUCGUCCUCCUUUUGUGUUUGUGUUUCUGUAAAAUAGCGAUGUACUAGGAAUACAACGAUACGCUGGCAGUAUUCA